Messenger RNA from Stegostoma tigrinum, 3623 nucleotides. RefSeq names its product multiple C2 and transmembrane domain-containing protein 1-like. The transcript is spliced from 22 exons. NCBI's taxonomy places the organism in Eukaryota, Metazoa, Chordata, Chondrichthyes, Orectolobiformes, Stegostomatidae. The record is from RefSeq and is a predicted model, not a curated record. Gene Ontology annotation, cellular component: synaptic vesicle membrane. Gene Ontology annotation, molecular function: calcium ion binding. The coding region runs from base 532 to 3207 and encodes 891 amino acids. Gene Ontology annotation, biological process: regulation of neurotransmitter secretion.
UCCUUGUGUGCCGAAUUAAUAGGAUAGCGUACCUUAGAGGUCUAGGUAUGCCCAUUGCAUCGCCGGUGGAUGUUUUACCAACUCUUUCAAAUGAAUGGAAUCUACAACUUUUCGCAUUUAACAAGCACCACCCCUUUUUCGUCCCGUGUUGGCUUGGAGCAGUAAACAAGGCUGUAGGUUGGUUAUAGAAUCACCUCCUGUCCCGGUCAGUGCUUUUCUUUCAGAGAGGCGAGAUCAGCCAACAUGGUCGGGCGGUUUGCUCUCCACAUUUGAGGUGGCCGCUCACUGUUUAGAAGCUGGGAGCUCUGUCCCGUCGGUGGCAUUGAUGCUGGAGGAGAUGCCGCUGUAGCUGGCUGUGUUGAAGCAAUCCUGGUUCUUGUUGGUGAAUGCAGUCGUGUGUUUAUAACAAGCACUGUGACAAUUCAAUUUUAAACGUGACAAGAGUUCCUGCUUUCCGGGAACUUUUCACCACAGGCAGUCGGUGCCCGGUGUUAGCGAGGAGGCUAUCACUCUCUCUCUCCCUGGUGCAGAAUGGAGGAGCUGACCGCAUCUGACACCGAAACCAGCCCCAAGCAAGAAUCCCACUCCAUCCAGACUCGCCUCCGGAAACACUUCCAAAAGAACAGACCCUUCCUCGGCUCGAAAGAGCAGAAGGGCGAUUCUAAGAAAGAAACAACGGGCAGAGUGCAACUGAAAAGCAAGAGGAGGCAGGUACUGGACCGCGUCUUCUCAUCCUCUCAGCCCAACCUGUGCUGCUCGGGACCGAACGACAACAUGGGCUCCAGCGGUCAGAGGGAUUCCCGGUCUGGGACCAAGCUUCUGCCCGAACCGAAAGCGGGCACCCCGCAGAGACAGAAGGCUAUUUUCGCCAGCGUUUGGUCUGCAGUGACCCAUCACAAGAGCUCUUCCCUGGGCACCUCGGAAUGCCUGAAAGUCCCAAACCGUGCUGAGGAAGUGGAGAGCUGCAGCCAGCCUGGAGCUGCAAUGACUGAGAAUUCAAACAAUCAUCUUAGGUCUUCAUUAACUGUAGAAGAUUCCAUAAUGCCCAUCUGUGGGGAACCUCUUGGGAAGCAAGUACUUAAAUCAAGUAAUACAGAUCUCGCUUCAGCAAACAUAGGAAUGUACCAGCUGAAUGUUCUGCUGAAGAGCGGUCACAAUCUAGCAAUACGUGAUCGUGGAGGAACAAGUGAUCCAUAUGUGAAGUUCAAAAUAGCUGGGAAGGAGGUUUACAGAAGUAAGAUAAUUCAUAAGAACCUCAAUCCAAUUUGGAAUGAAGAAACUUCUCUUCUGAUACAAAACAUUGCAGAACCUUUGUAUAUAAAGGUAUUUGAUUAUGACUUUGCAUUACAAGAUGACUUCAUGGGCUCAGUCUACCUGGAUCUGACCAAGUUGGAAUUAAACAGGCCAACUGACAUCACUUUAAAUCUCAAGGACCCAAGCUGCCCUGUUCAAGAACUAGGGUGCCUGUCGAUGACUGUUACAUUAGUAUACAGAGCAACUGAUCCAACAGAGACUAAUAUGAUUUUGAGAAGGAAUUGGACACCAUCCUGCAAGGUACAGAAUGUCCGCCUUCUGGAAGCACACAAAAGGGAUGAGCUCUGGAGAGGGGUUGUCAGUGUCACGUUAGUGGAGGGCCGAGACUUAAAGCCCAUGGAUCCAAAUGGGUUGAGUGAUCCAUAUGUAAAAUUCAAAAUGGGUUGUCAGAAGUACAAGAGUAAGGCUAUUUUAAAAACACUGAAUCCCAAGUGGAAGGAGCAAUUUGAUUUUCUUCUUGCUGAGGAAAGAGGUGGCAUCAUAGACAUCACUGUGUGGGACAAGGACUCUUUGAAAAAGGAUGACUUCAUUGGCAGGUGUCAAAUUGACUUGUCGGGUCUAAGUAAGGAACAUACACACAGACUAGAUUUGCCCCUGUCAGGAGGAAAAGGCUACUUAGUGCUUCUGGUCACUCUAACAGCGUCUGCUCCAAUCAGUAUCUCUGAUCUUUCUUUCACCGCAUUGGAGAAUGAGGAAGAACGCAAAAGAAUAAUGGCAAAAUAUUCCUUGCUAAGAUCCUUCCAAAAUCUGAGAGACAUAGGAUUCGUCCAGGUAAAGAUCAUCAAGGCAGAAGGGUUAAUGGUGGCUGAUGUUACAGGGAGCAGUGACCCAUUUUGUGUGAUUGAAUUGAACAACGACAGAUUGCAGACACAUACUGUCCAUAGAAGUCUCAACCCUGAAUGGAACAAAGUCUUCACUUUCAAUGUUAAAGACAUUCAUUCAGUUCUGGAAGUGACAGUUUACGAUGAGGACCGGGAUCGAAGUGCAGAUUUCCUGGGCAAAGUUGCCAUACCUUUGCUAAAUAUUCAAAAUGGUGAACAGAAAGCCUACGUUUUGAAAAACAAGAAUCUGACAGGGGCAACAAAGGGGGUCAUCUAUCUUGAAAUGGAUGUGAUUUUUAAUGUUAUAAGAGCAAGCGUCAGAACAAUCACUCCCAAAGAAGGGAAAUACAUUGAAGAUGAACAGAAAAUCUCAAAAGAGCUCCUCCAGAAAAACUACCACCGUGUGAGGCGCUGCAUCAUGGUACUGGUAAAUACUGGUCGCUACAUUAACAGCUGCUUUGAAUGGGAAUCACCGCAGAGGAGUCUCACUGCUUUCCUGAUUUAUUUGGUUACAGUUUGGAACUUUGAACUCUAUGUUAUCCCACUGAUGCUACUCGUUUUGCUGAUCUACAACUACUGUUUAAUUAGAUCAGGAAAGGACAACAGAAUAAGCUCUAUGCAAGAGUUGGAGGAGAGCUUGAUAGCAUAUGAGGAGGAUGAAGAGGACAAAAUCGACAAGGAAAAUGAAAGGAAAGGUCUGAUGGAUAAAUUAUCGGCCAUUCAGGAAGUGGGUGUAGCUGUUCAGAAUGGUCUGAAUGAGGUUGCUAGCCUUUAUGAAAGAGUGAAAAAUACCUUCAACUGGACAGUUCCUUUCCUGAGUUGGUUGGCUGUUUUUGUUCUCUCUGCCGGCACCGUAAUCCUUUAUUUUAUUCCUCUAAGAUACAUUCUUCUUGUCUGGGGUAUCCAUAAAUUCACCAAGAAACUUCGUAAUCCAUUACUCAUUGACAAUAAUGAACUGCUAGACUUCCUCUCCAGAGUUCACUCGGAUGUGCAAGUGGUGCACUUCCAUGAAUUGAAUCAAGAGUCCAGUCAGGGACUGAUAACUUUGAAGAAGAAAACCAACUCAGGAUAACCAUUCCCCUCAACCAGAGUUAUUCAGCUGCUUUCUGAAGAUUAGAAAGGGAUUGCUGCCAUAGUAUUAUUUUCUUUCUUCGCUCAUUUAUCUUGAUUUUUACAAUGAAUUGUAGCAUCUGUAAAUGUUGUACAAUAUUGAACUCUGUAUUUGAAAAUGCACAUACUGCUUAUUACUGUAUAGAACACUUAGGUUAAAAUUUUAAAAAUUAUGUUCUCGUGAUAUUAAAGCUUUGCAAAACAUGCCUAAUGCCUGAAUCUUUAUAAGUAGUAUAAAACAGAGAUGGUAAAUAUUUACAAACUGUCCAGUGGCAAUCAUCCCGUCAUUCAAAAGAUAUUGCAGCAUUACACAUUUUGACUGUUUCUAAUGUAUGUUUUCUUGUAAACAAUCACUACAGUUCAUAUUCUAAUGACAGA